Molecule: messenger RNA, 3596 nt
Organism: Branchiostoma belcheri (Belcher's lancelet)
Lineage: Eukaryota; Metazoa; Chordata; Leptocardii; Amphioxiformes; Branchiostomatidae
Product: leucine-rich repeat-containing protein 74A-like
Exons: 15
Coding region: 1300-3018 (572 amino acids)
Molecular function (GO): protein binding; calcium ion binding
Source: RefSeq, a predicted model, not a curated record
AUAAGGAGACAUGACCUGUUGGGCCUUAUUUUGAUGUAUUGCUAUUGACUGUGUGUAGUAUAUAUUAAUUAAAUGUUUAAUGUGUCUGUCAUGCAUAACAUUUUUGCUCACAAAUAUUUCAUGAAAGACCCAUUCUUGUGAUAGACAUAAUGUAAUCCAGCAAUAAUAGGCCUCACCAGCAUGCAUAAAAAGGAUCCACCACAAGUGAAUUUACUAUGCAUUUUGAUAAUAGCAAUUUCAAUAGCUGUGGUGUUGUAUUCUUUCCCAGAUGACAGCUAUGGUUUAUCCACACUCCUGUUACAAAGAGCCUCUCAGUGGUCUGAAAGGACAUGUCACAACAGGAACGUAAAGUAUCCAACAAUCACUGUCAUCUCGGCCACACCGUGUGGGGUGUCAGUCUGAGUCAUUCCUGUCUCGAAGAGAUAGGUACAGGUAAAUUCUGUCCAAUAGUAAAAUUUUAUGACUAGCAAAUACAGCAAGGAAACAUCUUGUGGAUACAUAUUCCUACCUGUAGGAUUUUGGGUACAGGAUUUUGAUUGGUGACAGGUGUGACAGUGACUGAUACAUCCUUCUCACAACAAUGGCACACAAAAGCCUUUCUUCUCAUCAAUGAACACAGAGCACAGCUUUAAUCAUGUUGACAAUGCCGGUCAUAACCCUCAUGAAUUGAUUAUGUGUCCAUGGAUACAUGUAUGUCAUCUCCAGUUGGUAUUGAAGUAUGGUUGAGUGUCUUGACAAUCCUCCACAGCACUGUUAGAAUUCUUUUGGACCAGGAUCAUUACAGCCAAGAUAGAUUCCUGACUUGGACUUUACUGUUGGAAUUGUUUACAAAGGGAUAAUGUGUGUGUGUAUAUACAGCUGCAAGUAAGGCCUCAUCUUUGCUUUGGUUACUACUUAUUUUACCUUAAAUACAUCAUAAAUAAUCUCUGUCACAAGGGGCAGUUUUCAGUGUUGGGUUUCUUUGGACGGCUCCUCAUGGUUUGCAACGUUUUCACAUCAAAACUACACUGCUGACAGCAUCCAUGCCUCUUGACAGGAGAAGAGGAACACGUGAAUGUUUAUACCUGAAAAGUUGACCAGCUGCUCUUUGUUUAGUCUCCUGACUUUCUGAUCACACAAGUGAAGCCUUCUGAAGGUACCUCCUGUCUCUAGACUUACUUGGACUCAAGCCCUCCCAUCCCAAACAAUUUACCAACGUUUUAAGUACAUUUGAAUGCAGUAGGAUCGUUGUCUCAGUCCAAAUUGAUAAGCAUUGUGAGUAGGAACGGUGUCUAACAGAAAGAACAUGGAGUAUAUUUGAUGACCGCUGUCAGAAGUACCAUGGCCACACCAGACUUUGAUAAUGACCUGGGAGACUCGGACGACUACGAAACGGACCUGGAACUGGAAGAGCCCGAAGUUGUCCAGCAGGAGUAUGACCCUGUGAGUGAGAUGACCAGACUGUACCGGUCAGUCUGCAGAAGGACAGGAGUGGUCCCAGCGUCCACAUUCCUGCGUCACCUCACGGCCAGUGAGCUCAACAUGGACCACUAUGGGCUGGGUCCUUUGGGGACAAAGUGCAUUGCAACUGCCCUCAAGAUGAGCACCUUCAUAGAGACGCUGAGCUUAGAAGACAACUGGAUGACUGGUGAGGGAGGGGUGUACAUGGCAGACAUGCUUAAGGAAAAUCCCAGCAUCACAGACAUUAAUCUGGCCAGCAACAGACUUGGUACUGAAGGCUCAGAGGCAAUAGGUGACAUGUUACUGGAGAACCGGUCUCUCAGGAGAGUUAAUCUGGCAGACAACAAAUUCAGUGACAGGGAUGCUAUGUUCUUUGCCGGUGCUAUGCAGAGUAACAGAUAUCUGGAGGAACUCAACCUGAGUGGAAACGAGUUCAGUGAAGUAGGCGGAGGAUUUAUGGGAGCUGGGAUAGGUGCAAAUGAGACAAUCACUGCCCUGAACCUGAGCUGGAAUCACCUGCGGCUGAAGGGUGUGUUUGCUCUGUGCAGGGGACUGAGGAGCAACAACACACUGCAGUGGCUGGACGUGUCAUGGAAUGGGUUUGAUGACGAAGGUGCAUCUGGCCUGGCCACCGUGCUGAAGUACAAUGAAGUGCUGACUUACCUGGAUUUAACCAACAACAGGAUUUCAACAAGAGGCGCAAUGAAAAUGGCUAAGGCACUGUGUAUCAACAAAACCCUACAUACCCUUAAACUUGGGAAGAACCCUAUUGGCAUGGAUGGGUCACUGCAGCUGCUAAAGGCGGUCAGAAGCAAUGAAGAGUCUGGUAUGCACGUGCUGGAUCUGACGGAUGUGCUGUUGAGUCAGGAGUUCCUGGACCUGUACACUGUUGUCCAACAGGAGCGGCCACACUUCAGUGUAGUGUAUGGAGGGGUGGGGCAGGACCUUGGCUGGAUGGUGAAUGACAAAAAGCACUUGAAGCGAGACCCCAUGCAGGUCUUCCAGGACUACAUCUACAAGAACCACACACGAGUCAUCACUGUCUUCCAGAGUUUCAACCGGGGGGACCGGGAUAGAGUCACCAGGGAAGCAUUCAAAAAGGGCAUUAAGACAGCCAAAAUCCCGUUGGCGCCUCAUGAAAUCGAACACAUGCUGGACGUGCUGGAUUCUGAUGGUGACGGCAUGAUCAGUUAUGGUGAUGUUAUGGCUGGCCAGAAGGAAUUGUUUAAGAAGAAGAGGGAGGAGGAGUGGAAAAAGUACACAGAGGUGCUCGAGGAGCGCAGGCGUAGAAGACAAGUCAAGGAGAAGUUAGAGGGUGCCAUGGAUGUGUUAGACAAGGAACCCAGGAGUGCAGAGGCCUGGAUCAGGGCCCUCCAGCGCAUGAAGCACAAACAGAUGACUCCGUCACGAUCUAGUACAAGAUCUGGAUCCCGACUGGGACUAGGGAGAUCUGACAGCAGAGCCAGAAGCCCGUCACCGGCAGGAACCACAGAUGAGACCAAACAGGUGACCAGGACCAAGACCCCACAGCUGAUGAGUGUUGUGGGCAAUGUCUGGAAGAAGGCACAUCCAAACUAGAAAGGCUGACAUCUUUUAGGUUGGGUGUACCAAAUGAAUGCACUUAUUCCCAAAAGUGAAUUUCGAGAUAAAUACUGAGUGACAGGCAUUUGAGUAACCUGCAAAGAGUUGGACGCACGAACAUUCUCAAGUCAUAACCACAAGCUGUCAGAUAAAAACGGACAUACAAGUACAAUGGAGCUAACAGGUGAAGAUCAUGACAUGUCAUAGGAAGGGAGAGAACAGUAGGCACACAUAGAACUGCUAUGAAAAGGUCCACUGCAGUUUUUUAAAAAAAGUAUGUAAGAGGCCUAAAUCCCAGGCAGAUACCCCAAAGAUAGCUUUUAAAGGAAUUCGUACAAGUAGGGUUUGACUAAGAUACUAAUAUUCUUAGUAUACAUGUAUACAGAUAUUAAGAUUCUUUUCUGGCACAGUAUUAGUCGUAAACUAUCAUAUGGAAGAUGAAGUGUCUUGAAGUCAGGAUGGUUGCUGUUAAUGAUGGUAACUAAUGUUUGAUUACCGAAUAUAUACCUUAUGUCUUCUAUUGUAAUAUCUUGUAGUAAUUGUUGCAAAUAAACCAUAGUUUAGAUGGAGCAAUU